Brassica oleracea var. oleracea is the source of this 744-nucleotide messenger RNA. RefSeq lists its product as uncharacterized. Bases 1 to 744 code for a protein of 247 amino acids. The transcript has 2 exons. The record is from RefSeq and is a predicted model, not a curated record. Lineage: Eukaryota; Viridiplantae; Streptophyta; Magnoliopsida; Brassicales; Brassicaceae.
AUGACGAUGCAAGGAAGGAGGAUGAGGACUCGAAACACCGUUUCUGAUACAGAAACUUCUGCGAUGCGGAAUCGAUCGCAUUUUUCCGCAAACGAAGACGAUGAUCUUGAUGUCGAGAUCAAUCCGCCGCAGAAUCUCGCAACUCGUUGUAUGCAAACUCGUGGAUCGAAUAGCUCUAAUAUGAACUCUAUCGACAACACUCAUAGUCCGUAUUUCUUGCAUUCCGCCGAUCAUUAUGGAUUGUGUAUUGCGAAUAAGAAGUUAGAUGGAUUGAACUAUGAUAAUUGGCAUAUCGCAAUGAGGAUGGUCUUGAUGCUAAGAACAAGAUACGAUUUGUCGAUGGAUCUGAAUCAGGAGAUAUAUGAUAACAUCUUGUACUAUGAUGAUGCUGUUGAGAUGUGGAAUGACUUGUACUCAAGGUUUCGAGUAAAUAAUCUCCCAAGGAAGUAUUGGUUAGAGCAGGCUAUUGUGACCUUGAAGCAGGGAUCCAUGGAUUUAUCUGCGUACUAUACUAAGAAGAAGACUCUUUGGGAGCAACUGUCUAACACAAGAAUCACCACAGCAAGAAGAUGCAACUGUGAUCAUGUUAAGGAGUUAAUGGAGGAAGCCGAGGCUAGUCGUAUCAUUCAGUUUCUCAUGGGACUCAACGAGAAUUUUGCCAAUAUUCGAGGGCCAAUUCUGAACAUGAAGCCUCGUCCCAGCCUUACUGAGAUAUACAACAUGCUUGACCAGGAUGAAAGCUAG